AUGGUCGGACAGAGAAUACGGAAAGAUAAUGGCUACGAUGCCAGCAGUUACACAUACUACCCAGUCGCCAUUGUUGGUGCAGGGGAAUCAGGCAUUGCUAUGGGCUGUCGAUUGAAGGAAGAGCUCGGAUUCGACCAAUUCAGAAUCUUCGACAGGCAGUCUGGAAUUGGAGGAACCUGGUGGAUCAACAGAUAUCCAGGUGUUGCUUGCGAUGUGUACUCCACCACCUACUUCCCCGCGAUCUUCUAUUCGUUUUCAUUCUCACCAAAUCCCGACUGGACGACUUUUCACCCCAGCGGUCCUGAGAUUGUCAAAUAUCUCCAAGGUGUUUGUGAGAAGUAUGAGAUCAUCGACAAGAUCCAGCUCAAUUCAGACAUCAGGGAAUGCAAAUGGCUGGAAUCGGAGCAGGUCUGGGAGGUGACACUACAGACCUUGACCGCUGGAGUAGGAGACCUCAGCGAAUACGACCGAGCUCAAAAGAUUGCAAGUGAUGGCCCACUAUCCGUCUAUGUCAUAGAGGAGAAAAUUCGAGCCAAGGUACUCAUCAGUUGCGUCGGCGGUCUAGUAGAGCCUAAGAUAUGGCCAGAGAAUGUUCCGGGACAAGAUACGUUCAAGGGAGAAAUCUUCCAUUCGGCAAGGUGGAGAUAUGACAUAGAUCUCAAGGACAAAGAUGUCGUUGUUAUCGGAACUGGUUGCAGUGCAGCUCAAUUCGUUCCUCGUCUCACUAAAGAUUACGGCGCUAAAUCAGUAACACAACUAAUGCGCUCACCUCCAUGGGUAGUCCCACGAGCCCUCCCGCCAGGAGGCCUAGAAUGGUGGGAGAAAUGGGCACCCUGGCUCAACAACAACCUCCCCGGCUUCAGCAAAACCCUACGCUUCAUCAUGGCCACCGGCGCAGAAUACGACUGGCGUCUCUUUGGCUCCGAAGACUACCACGCCAAAGAACGCGCAAAACUGGAAGCUAAACUCCUCAAGCACAUGAAAGCAUCCGUCCCCGAGAAGUAUCACGAGAUCCUCACGCCUGACUACGGUGUGGGCUGCAAGAGACGUAUCUUCGACGCUACAUGGUUUCCCGGGCUCAAAGACCCGAGAAUCGAACUCACCACCCUCCCUCUAACAUCCGUCUCCUCGAACUCCGUGACCAUCGGCCCAGCCAAACAGCAAGACUCGGCACCAGAAGAAGCCGAAUCCACAACGCUCCCAGCCGAUAUCAUCAUCCUCGCCAACGGCUUCCAAACCACGCAAUGGCUGCACCCGCUCUCGAUAGUCGGACGCGGUGGCAAGAACAUCCACGACGUGUGGCAGGAGCGAGGGGGCCCGCAGAUGUACAUGGGCGUAGCCAUGGACGGGUUCCCGAACUUCUUCACCAUCUUCGGGCCGAACACCGCGACGGGCCACUCCUCCGUGAUCCUCGCUUCGGAAAACAUGGUGAACCUGACUCUCAAGUUCGUUAAACCGCUGUUAGAGGGCGCGGUGGAGCGUGUGGAGGUUAAGAAGGAGGCGGAGGUGGAGUGGGCGCGGGAUAUUCAGGGGGCGUUGAAGAAGAGGGUUUGGAAUACCGGGGGGUGUCGGAGUUGGUACCAGACGGAGAGCGGGUGGAAUUCGACUGUUUAUCCAUACUCGCAACUCAACUUCACACUCCGCUGUAUGUUCCCCACCUGGAAAGACUGGGACAUCACAUACACGCGCCGCGGCCUAGCCAUCAAACGCGUAAAAACACUGACGAAAUCCCUCGCGGUCAUUGCUGCUCUACUUUGGGUCUACAGGCUCCAAAGGAAUGGGCAGAGUGUGAGGUUGGUGCUGAGGGGUAUGGUGAGGGGCGUUUCGCAGGGGGUUGGGAGGUUUUUGCUGGGGCUUGAGGGGAGGGUUUAG
Molecule: messenger RNA, 1872 nt
Organism: Lachnellula hyalina
Lineage: Eukaryota; Fungi; Ascomycota; Leotiomycetes; Helotiales; Lachnaceae
Product: Baeyer-Villiger monooxygenase
Exons: 4
Coding region: 1-1872 (623 amino acids)
Molecular function (GO): flavin adenine dinucleotide binding; N,N-dimethylaniline monooxygenase activity; NADP binding
Source: RefSeq, a predicted model, not a curated record